Messenger RNA from Frieseomelitta varia, 1372 nucleotides. Its product is annotated as RNA-binding protein 48. Gene Ontology annotation, molecular function: nucleic acid binding. NCBI's taxonomy places the organism in Eukaryota, Metazoa, Arthropoda, Insecta, Hymenoptera, Apidae. The coding region runs from base 125 to 1207 and encodes 360 amino acids. The transcript is spliced from 5 exons. Gene Ontology annotation, cellular component: nucleoplasm. The record is from RefSeq and is a predicted model, not a curated record.
AUUUGCUGAUAGAUGUCGCACGAAGCAAUGAUUACAAAUUUUCGACGAACAUUCGAGCAAAACAACACAAGUUGUGUAAAAUUUGUAAUAGAAGAUAUAACAAGAAAGUAUAAAUCAUGGAUAAAUGUGCCAUAAUCAAGCUUCCUCAUCAUCUACAACAAAAACUGUGUUAUACACGACCAUUAUACAGGCAAGGGAAAAAAUUAACGUCUGUAAAGGUAGCAAAUUUGUUUAUACAAUAAAUGAUGAAUCGAAACAUUUGAUGAUAUGUGGAGUGCCUAAACUCCAAUUAGGUGAAGAAGUGAGAAAACUUGUUGAACCUUAUGGUACUAUUAAAAACAUAUACAUAGUACCUGAUUAUCCUACAGAAGAAUUUACAGAAACGUAUUACGUGCUAUAUGUUCAUAUACAAAGUGCAAGAAUAGCAAAGCGGUACGUUGAUUGUAAAAAUUUUUAUGGUGGUUCAUUGCAUGUUUUUUAUGUACCUGAACUUGAAAGUAUCUCAGACACCAAAGAAAAGCUUCUACAACGUCAAAAAGAAGUAGCUAUACGUAUAAAGAAGAAUCAGAAAGAUAUGUUGAAUCCCAAUGUUGAUCAAUUUCUUCCAAAAGAACAGUAUAACAGAAGAAAAAGAACCCCUGCUUUACCAUUGACAGAGGAGCGACUCCAUCAACAGUAUCCUGGAGAAACAUUAGUUUCUAUUUAUGAUGGUAUACCACAAAGUUUAGACCCAAGAACAGUAUGUGAACCUAGUUUAUCAUCAAUCUCAUCCGAAUAUGAAAAAAAUGCUGGGUCGAUUUUAUCACAAACUGCAUGUCAUUUAACUGGAGCUAAUAUUCAUGCAAGCAACUCUCAAAGAACCACAUCGAAAUCAGAUUCUACGGCAAACAAAAGAAAAAAUUACAAAGGACAGUCUAUCAAUACUAAUGUUAAAGUUAGAAUUGUCAGGCCACAAAUUGUUGAUACAAGUACUAUAGUGAAACGAGAUAUCUCAAAUAAGAAUGUAUUUUCUAGUCAAAAAAAGGUAGAAAAUAAUAUAACUAUUAAGUUAAUACCAAGAAAUGAUAAUGAGAAAAAAAGGAUUGUAAUAAAAAAUCCAAGCGUAUCUCAGUUGAUACAACCAAGUGAAAACUUACAAUCGUCAAUUUAUAAAGCCAAGUUACAAAUACGAGCAGCUAUGCAAAUGAAUAAUAAGGAAAACCCAUAACUUUGAUGAGUGGUCCGGUGCUACUCAGGAAACAGCCAAGAAGUGGAUAACUGAGCGCUGGGAAGAGUAGGAAGAAUCUUCCUGAUAGAGGGCAAAACCAAGAGUUCGUCAAGAAUCUCUUCCCAUAACUUUGUAUGAAAACAAAUAAUAAAAAGAAAAAUUUUA